This is a messenger RNA of Pogoniulus pusillus (Red-fronted tinkerbird), 639 nucleotides long. RefSeq names its product netrin receptor UNC5D-like. The annotation marks the transcript as partial. The record is from RefSeq and is a predicted model, not a curated record. NCBI's taxonomy places the organism in Eukaryota, Metazoa, Chordata, Aves, Piciformes, Lybiidae. The transcript has 5 exons.
UGGGCGGAAGGGCUGCGAGGAGCAGCUGCCCCCUGCGCCUGGAGCGACUGUUGCUGUGGCUGCUGGGGCUCUGCAGCUGGACCGCUGCCCUGCGAGGGCCUGAAGCAGCUGCAGUGUGCUAGGAAGGGGGACAGGAAGAAUGCUUUGUGGUGGGUGGUACGGAUCAGCUGGAGGAAGUCCUUACGAAGUGAUAACAGUGAAGCCCUUCCAGAGUCUCUCCCAUCUGCUCCUGGAACGCUGCCUCAUUUUAUGGAGGAACCAGAUGAUGCCUACAUCAUAAAAAGCAACCCCAUUGUCCUGCGCUGCAAAGCCAUGCCAGCUAUGCAGAUCUUCUUCAAGUGCAACGGGGAGUGGGUCCACCAGAACGAGCACGUGUCUGAGGAGAGCAUGGAUGAGACCACAGUUGUGUCUAAACCAAAUGAAAAGAGCUGUACCUUCUCCAUGAGCAAAAUGGAACUGCCCCAAAAGACUGAAUGUUCUCCAGAGGGACUGAAGGUUCGAGAGGUGUUCAUCAAUGUUACGAGGCAACAGGUGGAAGAUUUCCAUGGGCCAGAAGAUUACUGGUGUCAGUGUGUUGCAUGGAGCCACCUGGGGACCUCCAAGAGCAGGAAGGCUUCUGUCCGCAUAGCUUGUGAGUAA